CUGCCUCCAGGAACUGAAUCCAUCCAUCUGUUGGAACGUUUCUUCUCUCGCAUUGUCCAAGACAAGCAUCCCAGAUGUGGCUGCAGCAGAGGCUUAAGGGAUUCCCGGGACUGCUGUCCAGCAGCUGGGCUCGGAGAGUCCUGGUGGUCUUGGGGUUCCUUUUCAUCAUCUACUGGUAUAUCUCCUCUGGACCAGCAUAUAGAUCCUUGUGGUUCUCGGCUCAGCCUCGAGGUGCUCCCGGAGCUUGCCUACAAGCCCAGACUAAGCAAUGGAAGGCGCUUUCUGAGAAGGGGGACAUAGUGAUGGUUUCCUAUCCUGGCGAAGACUCAAAACUGCAAGGCCCAGCUACGGUUGGCAACGGACUUUUUCUCGUUGACGUUCAGAAAAAUAACCUGUGGGUGUCAUCUUCUUCUGUAUCGCUUCACUUGUCGGACUAUCCCCCGCUGACCUUCGUAAAGCAUUCAGGUGUCUCAGCGGAAGUCCACGCCAGUGCCGUCUUCCUCAAGGAGGGUUUGAUACGGACGGUUCGCUGUUUGCAGAUCGAGGCGGCGGACUCCGCCAGAGACUGCGUUUCCGUCCGGGAGGACUUCUUUGCCCACAGAAGCCGCCCUCACGUGUACCUUCAGAGGAUCCACGUCGCCAAUCCGAGCGACAGAGUCGUGGCGUUCGAAAUCGCUACUCAGAAGCCGCUCGCUGGAGCAAAAUUUUCCAGCAGCGUGGAGAAGGUCCAAGACCGACAGUUUCUUCUGUCCUCCGGACGCGUCUCGUUAGAAGAUGGGAAAAGUAUGCUGGUGGUGGUUGCCACCAAAAAGGUGGUCGGCAGGGUGCAAAUCAGCCCGAAAUCCGAGUUUGAUGAGACGUUUUUGUCCGUUAUUUACACUUCUGAGGCCAUUGAUUCUGGAAAACUGGAAGAGACUUUUAGCAAGUUACGGGAGGCCGCCAAGAAGGAGAUGGUGGAAGUGAUGCGGAUGAGGGCGGAGGACCUGUUUAAUGAGCAUCAGCAGAUAUGGUCUGAUUUGUUUGUUUCAGGAAUUGAGAUGAUAAAGAUCAAAGAUGCUCACACUCCCACCAGUGACACCAUCAACAUCACUCUUUACUACAUGCUGUCCUGCUCUCCAGCACCUCUUGUGGACCCUCUUAUAAGCAACGAGGAGCGGGAAAAGAUGGAGCUGACGCUUAAUUAUGCCGACCACUGUUUUAGCGGCCAUGCCAGCAUGCAUGCCGAAAAUCUCUGGCCAAGCAAGCUUGGGGGGAUCACCCAGGUUCUCCAGCUCUGGGACCUAUGGAAGCUGACCUUACAAAAGAGAGGCUGCAAAAGCCUCGUAGCGGCCGGUGCCCACGGACUCAUGCAGGGGAUGAUACUUAGCUUCGGUGGCCUGCAGUUCACGGAAAACCACCUACAGUUCCAGUCUGACCCGCACGUCCUUCACAACAGCUACGCUCUCCGAGGAAUACGCUACAACAAGGACCUUAUCAAUCUCGCUGUCCUGCUCGAUCAGGACGAAAAGCCAUACCUUCACGUGUCCGUGAAGUUCCAGGACAAGCUGGUGAAACUGUACGCCUGCGAGGCCGGGUGUUUGAACGAGCCGGUGGAGCUGACGUCGGAGAUCAGAGGACAUAUUUUCCCCGUACUGGUGACUCAGCCGUUAACGCCAUUGCUGUAUAUCUCCACGGAACUGACGCAUCUGCAGGACUUGAGGCACACCUUGCACCUGAAGGAGAUCUUGGCCCACGAAGAGCACAUGGCCAAACAGUAUCCAGGGCUGCCCUUCCUCUUCUGGUUCAGCGUGGCUUCUUUGAUCACACUUUUCCACCUGUUCCUGUUUAAGCUGAUCUACAAUGAGUACUGUGGCCCCGGGGCCAAGCCCCUCUUCCGGAGUAAGGAAGAUGACACUUUAUGAGCGAAAA
Messenger RNA from Nanorana parkeri, 1908 nucleotides. RefSeq names its product KIAA2013 ortholog. The transcript has 3 exons. Bases 75 to 1901 code for a protein of 608 amino acids. NCBI's taxonomy places the organism in Eukaryota, Metazoa, Chordata, Amphibia, Anura, Dicroglossidae. The record is from RefSeq and is a predicted model, not a curated record.